Molecule: messenger RNA, 5152 nt
Organism: Oncorhynchus mykiss (rainbow trout)
Lineage: Eukaryota; Metazoa; Chordata; Actinopteri; Salmoniformes; Salmonidae
Source: RefSeq, a predicted model, not a curated record
AUGUCAACCCACCACACCUCACCCACCCAGCCCCCAUCCCAUCUCAUCCCAGCCACCACACUCCAUCCCAUACCACCACACCGAGCCAGCCUACCCAGCCGCCACACCCCACCACACCCCAUCCCAGGCAGCCAAGCCGAGCUGUGGGAUCCCUCCCUCCCAGAAGGCAAGUCUCCUAUCUCCCAGCACGCAGCCACCCUACAACAACAAGGGAAUGGGUUUGUAGGAGUUGAUGAGGCAGACCCCUCUAUCUUCACCCUACAUCACACGGAUACAGGUACCCGUGGCAGCAAUUCCCCCUAUACAGUCACUGCCUUGGAUGAGAACAUCACCACAGAUGCAAAAGACAGACCACAACAUGACAUCAUCGACCUGGACUCCACCGGCCCCUCCCCCAGUUUCCAAAGGAAAGGCUCUGACCAGAAGAGCCCAUCCCAGUCUGGUCACCCUGACCCCAGUGUGCUCUUGGAGGAGAACCUGUUGCCUCCUGCAGGGUCAGCAGUGGAGCAGGGAAGGAUUAGUAGUGGCUCUCACACACAGAAGGGCCAGGGGAACAGUGAGGAGGUCGGACAGGCUGGUUCUGAUCACACAGGCUUGCUGACAGUGGCACCCAGUGAGGGUGAUGUCAUAGUCGGAUCUGACAACAAGAUUUACAGGCUCCUGAGUGGCCCUCCAGGGCCAGUUGGCCCUCCAGGAGAACAAGGAUCUCAGGGUGUCAGAGGGCAGGAGGGCAGGAGAGGUGAGACAGGCCUCCCAGGUCCUCCAGGCCUACCCACCCUCUACCUGUGGAGGAACUCCCAGGAGGAUUGGACUGACUUCAGGCCCACAGCGGCAUUCCUGGAGAUCCUGGACACAGACGAAUGCCAGGACACAGGGGAGACAUGGGUAACCCUGGGCCGAAGGGUGUGUCAGGUCGAGGAGGGACCUGGGGCAGAGAUGGUGAGCAUGGCCUGGAUGGACAGCCAGGGCCACCGGGAUUGCCUGGGCUUCAGGGUUCUAAAGGAGAGCCAGGGGAACCAGGUUCUGUUGGCCCACUUGGGCCGGUUGGUAAAAGAGGAGUCCAAGGAUUUUCAGGGUCACUUGGGCCUCAGGGUGAUUCUGGGUAUGAUGGCGCCCAAGGUCCAUUUGGGCCAAUGGGAGAAGCAGGGCCAGAUGGACCAGUUGGCCGGUCCCAUAGGAUUGUCAGGACAGAGAGGCUCUCCUGCACUUCGAGGAAUCCAAGGUGAAGUCGGGCCAAUGGGCAUGAAGGGUUUAUCAGGCCUUGAAGGGCCCAUGGGUUCUGUUGGUGCAUCAGGGAUCCUAGGCCGUCAGGGUGAGAGGGGUCAGAGUGGCCUCUCAGGCCUUCCUGGUGUCAGAGGUCAAGCUGGCCCCCAAGGCAUUCCGGGUGAAGACGGAGAGGUCGGCCUCCAGGGAGUGGUUGGAAAGGAGGGGUCAAAGGGCCACAGGGGAACUCCAGGCCAUAAUGGGAAAUCAGGACCUAAAGGACCCAGGGGUCGUACUGGACAGCCUGGUCUUUUUGGUAUACCUGGAAUUCUGGGUUUUAGAGGCCUCAUUGGGACUGAGGGUGCAGAAGGAAAGCCUGGUACACAGGGUGAGCUUGGUUCUGCUGGUAUUCCUGGAACUAAAGGACACAGAGGAUUUUCAGGUCUGGGGGGAGCACCAGGACGAGCAGGUCCCCCAGGUGCUCAGGGUCCUCCAGGAAAGUCUGGACAAGACGUCAGUCCUGGGCCACCUGGUGAUAGGGGCUUCACAGGGAAAGAUGGCGUGGAGGGUCGCCAGGGGCCAGUGGGCAUGUAUGGCUACCCAGGAGCAGUGGGUUUAACUGGGAGACCUGGUCAUUUUGGAGAGAGGGGGGAACCUGGUGUGAGAGGUCCCGCUGGUAUCCCUGGGAAGAGUGGACCACCAGGGUUAAAGGGAUCUCAUGGAGAGAGAGGGCCGGCUGGACCUCAGGGUCGUCAAGGAGACAAUGGACUCAAUGGCAUACAGGGGUCACCAGGUCCUCCAGGCCUACCAGGGCCAGAGGGCAGGACAGGAAAGCCAGGCCCCCCAGGAAGCCAGGGGCCUCUGGGGCCUCAGGUGCUAGCCGGACCCACCGGGUUUCCAGGCACUCCUGGGAUAGAUGGAGUAACGGGGCAGGUUGGAGAAAAUGGAGUGCAGGGAGCAGCAGGGCCUGUUGGGGACAGUGGGCCAGCUGGACUGGAUGGACAGCAGGGUCCCCCAGGAACAGUUGGUGAGGAGGGGCCAUCUGGCAGGAAGGGGGAACCGGGAGCUCCAGGUCCCUUUGGAAAGGCAGGGCCGAAUGGACUACAGGGAGAGCCAGGGCCACAGGGCUCCCAGGGGAUGCAGGGUGAGCCUGGCCCAAGGGGCAAAGAGGGAGAGAUGGGAGGUUUCGGCAACAGAGGAUAUCCUGGUCCUAAAGGACAAAAGGGGGACAUAGGACCUCGUGGAUUUUCUUGGUCGGAGGGGCCCUCAGGAGCUCUUGGGGACAAUGGGAAAAGAGGAGUGAAGGGAGAGAAGGGCUACGUAGGACUACGAGGCCAGGUGGGGUUGAUUGGGGAAGCUGGACCAUCGGGCUUGUCUGGACUGGAAGGUGUUCCAGGACCUUUUGGAUUGGCUGGCGCUGAUGGACCACAAGGGCAGAAGGGGGACAAAGGCCCUUAUGGUAUGGCUGGGAACCCUGGAAACUCAGGCCUUAAGGGGAUGUCAGGCAUCAGUGGAGUGAAUGGUGACAUGGGGAAACAUGGACCAAAGGGAGUGCGGGGAGGCAUGGGGAGACAGGGAGAGAUUGGUCCAAAGGGUUUCCCGGGACUUAAGGGGCCCAAAGACGAGCCUGGAGAUAAAGGAGAACCAGGAGAGCAGGGGCCAGAGGGUCUUCCUGGCGACAGGGGUCCCCAAGCGUCUCCUGGAUUGAAGGGUUUGCCUGGUGAGGUGGGGCCUCAGGGAACUGUUGGCCCACCAGGACCUUUGGGACCAAAAGGUCAAACAGGCCCUGAGGGGAGACUAGGCCAGAAAGGUCAAAAGGGGUAUGAUGGUCGAAAUGGGUAUCCAGGAAAGACCGGACACAUUGGAAGGAGGGGGAAUAGAGGAAAAACUGGAAGCAAAGGCUUAGGUGGAGAGAGAGGAGAAAAGGGAAAGAGGGGAGAUUUUGGUUCAACCGGGCCUCCAGGAAGGCAAGGGCCUUAUGGGACACCUGGCUUACAAGGAGAGAAGGGUCUAAUGGGUGGACCAGGUAUAGAGGGAGAGAAGGGGAAGAUGGGAUUAACAGGUCCUCCUGGGGGUCAGGGGUUGAAGGGGACACAAGGCCCUUUGGGUCAGACAGGGAGGGCUGGCCUAAAAGGAGAACAAGGAGACAUUGGUCCUCAUGGGGAAUGGGGGACCCCAGGUCUACCUGGACUGCCUGGUUUGUUUGGAGAAAAGGGUCUAAAAGGAUUUGCUGGAACAGCAGGUCCUGUUGGAGUGAGAGGCUUGCCUGGCCUCCCUGGACCUCCUGGCCCCCCUGGAACCUCUCUGAAUCUCUCUCUGGCACAACUCAAGGACCUCAUGUACCUGUCAGACAAGCCCAACUACCUCCUGAUCCAGACUCUGCUGGAUUUAUUGCACCAAGAACUGCACUUGCUCAUAGAUCCACCAGACGGCACCAAAGAACACCCGGCUACCACCUGCUUGGAGCUCUGGCUCUCCCAGCCCAACUUCACUAACGGGAUGUAUUACAUUGAUCCUAACCAGGGCAGCCCAGCUGAUGCCCUUCUGGUGUACUGUGACUUCACUGCAGCACCAAAGACCUGUCUGUCUCCGCUGCAGCCUCAGGUGCCAGUAAAAGCAUGGCUGAAGGAUUCUGGGACAAAUAACUCAUUUCAUUGGUUGAGUUCAAAGGAAAAAGGCUUUCAGUUUGAGUAUCUAGGACCCGAUGUGGUGCAGAUGAGAUUCCUGAGGUUGAACAGCAGGCUCACCAGUCAGAACAUCACCUACUCCUGCCAGCCUGGGAACAUACAGGGACCAGGCGAAAGAGAGGUGAAGUUCCUGGCAGACACACAAAGACAGAGUUACCUGGGGACAUUACAAGAUUGCGUGCCCUCUGAGGAGCUGCAUUCCGGAGGCCGUCGUGAGGCGGUGUUCCAGUUUGAGAGUGAGGACUUGGAUCUGCUUCCCCUGAGAGAUCUGGCAGUGUUCGGCAGCAGUGACCUCACACAGGAGUUUGGAUUCACUGUUGGGCCUGUGUGCUUCAGCUAAAGGAAGAGAGACACUCUCUAAGGACUGAUAAAAGCAGAGACAACAAUGAGACAACCACCAGCCAGUGGGGAAAUGACCCAGAGAAACAGAUACAGAGAAAGACAUCAGCAUCUCUCCUCUUCUCAUGACAUUCUUGUUUAUUGCUAAGACAAAGUAGACGUACCAACCAACAGGAAAAAGUGUCUCUUCUCUAUCCAAAGGUUGACCAGUUACAAAUAUGAACUGGUUAGUCUAUCCAUUUUCAGAGGCCAGUGAUAUUCUUGAGAGAAAUUAUCUUUGUAUUUUAGUUUACACUGAUUUCACUGGUGAUAUUGAAACAUGCUUAUUUAUGUAAUUGGUUUAAAUGACCGAGGUUUCUUUAAAUGCUAAAGGUUGCUAUAAUUAUUUUUUCACGUUACCCAUUCUUAAUUCAGGUAUGUUUUUGAUGAAGAGCACUGUGGUUUACACAUUAACCUUCACUGCUGCAAUUUAACAAUGUGUCCCAAAUUGGAGACAUAGCUAAAAUCUCUAUUUUAUGAGCUCCGUGCUCACUCUACGUCAUUAUAUACACACUAUACCCUUACAUCUGCAGUUAGAAACUAAGAAACAUUCCAAUAUUGAUCCCUUGGUUUUGACUAUUAUUAGGAACUAUGACAAUGAAUUCUGUCUGGUGAUAAUAUUGUAUGCAUUAUUGCAUCACCUGAUAGAUGCAGUAACCUAAUCACCAUUUCUACCAUUUGUGAAAUUGUGAUGUUUUGAUUUCUGUUGAUACAGAGGAACAAUGCAGUACUGUAAAAAAAAUAAUAAUGUGUUUUUACGUUUUUCUUCAGUUUCAUCUUUGUUUCAAGAUAUGUAUUUAAUUGUGUGAUUUACUUAAUUUAUAUGCUGGCCAUUUUCUUUGUUGUUUUUCUUUUUAAGUUUGAAUAAAUAGCAAUCAUUCAUA